Molecule: messenger RNA, 3090 nt
Organism: Heterostelium album PN500
Lineage: Eukaryota; Evosea; Eumycetozoa; Acytosteliales; Acytosteliaceae
Product: P-type ATPase
Exons: 3
Coding region: 1-3090 (1029 amino acids)
Biological process (GO): calcium ion transmembrane transport
Cellular component (GO): intracellular membrane-bounded organelle; membrane
Molecular function (GO): ATP hydrolysis activity; P-type calcium transporter activity; ATP binding
Source: RefSeq, a predicted model, not a curated record
AUGUCAAGUCCAAGUAUUCAAUCUUCAAGUUCCUAUGGACAAGGUAGAGAAGUAGGUGUUGUCGAUCUAUCGGAUAUCAUAUCGAAUGAAGAUCUCAAUAGGAUAAAAGCGUACGGUGGAGUGAAAGGAUUGGCCAAUCUGCUGGGUUCGUCGGUGGAUCGUGGUCUGUCGUCGGCGGAAGCCAGCUCGCCAGAGCGUAUCGAGCGGUUCGGCAGUAAUCGCAACAGGGAAGUGCCAAUCAAAUCGUUUUUCUUUUUCGUGUGGGAAGCUGCACAUGACAAAACACUGAUUAUUCUUAUUGUCGCUGCGAUAGUCAGUAUCAUUCUUGGUCUGACGGUGGAGGAUAGAUCGACCGGGUGGAUCGACGGAACUGCCAUCUUGGUUGCCGUGACCAUCGUUGUUCUAGUGACUGCCGGUAAUGACUACAACAAAGAACAGAAAUUCAGAAAGCUGAAUUCCAUCCGUAACGAACACAACGCAUCGGUACUCCGAGAUGGUCGUGUCGUCUCCCUUCCGGUCACCGACAUCGUUGUUGGUGACAUCGUCAAGUUGGAAGCUGGAGAUACCGUUCCAGCCGAUGGAUUAUAUAUUAACGGAACCAAUUUCUCUGUUGAUGAAAGUGCUAUGACUGGUGAAUCAGAUUCCAAACAUAAAUCAGAGGAUGUAGAACCAUUUAUGUUGUCUGGAUGUCAGGUUUUGGAGGGUCGUUGUGAAUACUUGGUGAUUGCAGUCGGUGUUAACUCGCAGUGGGGCAAAUUGAAAUCGCUACUUGAGGUGCCAGACUCUGACACUCCACUGACGAUAAAACUCGAGAGCUUGGCACAAUCGAUCGGAAAGUUUGGUCUGGCUGCAGCGGUCGCCACUUUUAUCAUUCUCAUUGUAAAGUUUAGUAUUACGAUGAAGGUGAAUCAUAUUCGUUGGGAAUGGUCGUAUCUCGGAACGAUCGUACAGUUCCUGGUGACUUCGAUUGCCAUCAUUGUUAUGGCUGUGCCCGAGGGAUUGCCGCUGGCCGUUACCAUCUCACUUGCCUUCAGCAUGAUGAAGAUGAUGAAAGACAACAACUUGGUUCGUCACUUGGAAGCCUGUGAAACAAUGGGUGGCGCCACCAACAUCUGCUCCGAUAAGACCGGAACGCUAACAAUGAAUCGUAUGUCGGUGGAAGCGAGUCUUGUCGGCUCUGGAAUUGUCAAUCCCGACGGCCAAAUCGUGUCGCUGCUCUCUGAUAACAUUUGUCUCAAUUCCACUGCCUAUAUUGUUCACCACGAAGGUAACCAGGUGAAUGACCACUUUGGCAGUAAAACAGAGUGUGCACUGCUCGAGUUUAUCGAACGCUACCAAGUCGACUAUGAGCACUACCGUGAGGAGAACAAAGCACGUAUUGUCAACCAAUAUCCAUUCAGUUCCGAAAAGAAAAUGUCUGCCAUUCUCGUGAGAAACAUCAGCAACAGCAGUAGCAAGGGAGGUAUCAAACCAUAUCGUUUACAUGUAAAGGGUGCUGCAGAGUUGGUUCUUUCAAAGUGUGACAAGAUGAUUGUCGAAGAUGGAAGUAGUAAGUCGUUCAAUCGCGAGGAAAAGCUGUUGGUUUCCAAGGAUAUUGAGAUCUAUGCUAGUUCGGGAUUGCGUACUCUUCUGCUUGCUUUCAAGGAUUUGGACGAGGGUCAACAGAAUGACUUUGACAAUCCAAACUCUGGACACUUUACAUUCUUGGCGUUGGUUGGAAUCAAGGAUCCAGUUCGACCAGAAGUUCCUGCUGCCGUCCGAAAAUGUCAACACGCUGGAAUCACCGUGAGAAUGCUGACCGGUGACAAUAUCCUGACUGCCAAGAACAUCGCACGUGAAUGUAAUAUUCUCAGAGAUGGCGGUGUUGCUAUUGAAGGACCGCAAUUCCGUCAGCUCACCAACGAACAACUAGAGAUUAUCAUUCCACAUCUUCAGGUGCUAGCCAGAUGUUCGCCAACCGAUAAGUACACGCUCGUCCACAAGUUGCGAGAGAUGGGAGAAGUCGUUGCCGUUACCGGUGACGGUGUCAACGAUGCUCCACAGCUGAAGGAAGCAGACGUCGGAUUCUCCAUGGGAAUAGCAGGUACUGAAGUAGCUAAAGAAGCAUCGGAUAUCGUGUUGCUCGACGACAACUUCUCGUCGAUUGGCAAAGCAGUAAUGUGGGGUCGUAACGUGUACGACUCCAUUCGUAAGUUCAUCCAAUUCCAGUUGACCGUAAACUUUGUCGCUGUCACCAUGGCGAUUAUCGGUGCUAUUACCGAUGGUGAGUCACCGCUACGUCCAAUUCAAAUGCUCUGGGUCAAUUUGAUUAUGGAUACACUCGGUGCACUGGCGUUGGCAACAGAACCGCCCACCGAGAAACUCUUUGAUCGUCUUCCCUACGGUAGAUACGAUUCUCUUAUUACCAGAAGAAUGUGGAGAAACAUCAUCGGACAGACCAUCUACCAACUAUCGUUCCUCUUUGCCAUCAUGUACGGUGCACCUACACUAGUUAAGCUAUUUGAUCUUCCAGCCUACUCACACUGGACACUUCACGACAAACUAGUCUAUCACACUAUUAUCUUUAAUACAUUUGUAUUCUGUCAGUUCUUUAAUGAAAUUAAUUGUAGAGUUUUAAAUAAUGAUUUAAAUGUAUUUAAAGGAAUUCAUAGAUCACAAUUGUUUGUUGGUAUUAUGAUUGGUACUAUUGGUAUUCAAAUUAUUUUGGUUGAAUUUGGAAAUGAUUUCUUUGGUACUCGUCCACUCGAUUUAUAUCAAUGGUUGUUCUGUAUUACUAUAGGUGCAGGUGGUCUGAUCUGGGGAUUCUGUUUGAGAUUGUUACCAAUUAAAGAUAGACAACCGAUCACCAGACAAUUGAGAAGAAUCAAACAGGAGGAUGUAGAGAUCGAUAUCGAUAUUGAAUCGACACCACUCUUACCACAGAGCAAGUGGAGAACCGCUCAAAAGGUAAUGACCGAAAUCAACGUCAUCUCAGCCUUUAGAAAUCAACCGAGACUCAAGAGAACCAAAGGUCUAUUCGUUUCGAAGGAUUCUGAUUUAAGAAGUAGAAAAUUCAACAAGUCUUCGAAUCCUUUUGCUGGUAAACAAUAA